Messenger RNA from Coregonus clupeaformis (lake whitefish), 620 nucleotides. Its product is annotated as serine/threonine-protein phosphatase 6 regulatory ankyrin repeat subunit A-like. The transcript has 5 exons. The coding region runs from base 300 to 620 and encodes 106 amino acids. Gene Ontology annotation, molecular function: protein binding. The record is from RefSeq and is a predicted model, not a curated record. Lineage: Eukaryota; Metazoa; Chordata; Actinopteri; Salmoniformes; Salmonidae.
UAUUGUGUGUUGUCUCUUCGUGUACAGGAGCCAGAGUAAAUGCCAAAGACAACAAGUGGCUCACUCCUCUGCACCGGGCCUUGGCUUCCUGCAGUGAGGAGGCUGUCCAGGUGUUAUUGAAACACUCUACUGACGUGAACGCCAGGGACAAGAACUGGCAAACGCCGCUCCACAUCGCUGCGGCCAAUAAGGCAGUCCGCUGUGCCGAGGCCCUGGUCCCUCUCCUCAGCAACGUGAACGUGUCAGACCGGGCCGGGCGCACGGCGCUGCACCAUGCAGCCUUCAGUGGACACCAGGAGAUGGUGAGGCUGCUUCUCUCCAGAGGAGCCAACAUUAAUGCCUUUGACAAGAAGGAUCGCCGAGCAAUCCACUGGGCUGCUUACAUGGGGCACAUUGAGGUGGUGAAACUGCUGGCCUCUCAUGGAUCAGAGGUGUCCUGUAAAAACAAGAAGGCCUACACCCCUCUCCACUCUGCAGCCUCCAGUGGAAUGAUCAGUGUGGUCAAGUACCUCCUGGACCUUGGUGUGGAUGUGAGUCAACACGCAUUCAAAUGUGUAGGGGGUUUUCAUAAUAGUAAUGAAGAGAGAGAGGUUAGAGCCAGUGGUUUUCUAACAAGUUGA